UCUGGUAACACUUUGCAGAAGGCGGGAGCGUGGGUACAUUGAGCAUCAGCCGGCCAAAACUGCAGAUUAGUUUAUAAUCAUAUCUCAAAACAGUGGUCUAACGGCAUUUUAAAUUUCCAUUGCAUCCAAGUUUGCCCGCCCUAGCAUAGCUUUCUGCACAAUGGCUGCUCCGCAAGCACAGCUCGACUUUUUCGCGACGGCGGGAAGUAUGCUGGAAUGGCAUGACAAUCUGGACAGGAAUAAGCCGGGUCUGCUGGAACUGACCGGCGUUAGCCAGCAUGGACGGGCCACGAUGAGUGGACUCAAUGACUACGAUUACCAGACUCUGUCGUUUCUGAAAUCGGAUGGAGCACAUAACCUACAACAACUGCGAACGGUAACCAAGUCGGCCAUCCCCAACGAGAUUCUGGAGCACUUCAAGCACAUAAAAUGCCACUGCACUAUGGGUCUCUUUCCGGAGAUCGGACGCGCCUGGCUGACCAUCGAUUCGGAGAUAUACAUCUGGACCUUCAAUCGGGCAAGGGAUGUGGCCUACUACGAUGGUCUGAGCCAUCUGAUAGUUAGCGUUGGCCUGGUAAAACCAAAACCCGACGUCUUUGUACAGGAUGUCAAGUACCUCCUGAUUCUAACCACGCCCAUUGAGGUCAUUGUACUGGGCGUAACCUUCGGUGAGAGCUCGAACAACGAAAUGCAGCUAAUGAACCGGCCCAUUUUCGUGAUUGCCACCGACAACGUGUCCAUUAGCGUCAUCAAAGGAACGGACGACGGCCGCAUCUUUUUGGGCGGCCGCGAUGGGUGUCUCUAUGAGAUAUACUACCAGGCCGAGUCCAGUUGGUUUGGCAAGCGAUGCAAGAAGAUAAAUCUCUCUCAAGGGCUGGUUUCCUAUAUAGUUCCCAGCUUUCUGAAGGUCUUUUCGGAAGUAGAUCCUAUAGAGCGCAUUGAGAUCGAUAACAGUCGGAAGCUUCUUUAUGUCCUCACGGAAAAGGGUUCCAUUGAAGCUUGGGAUAUCAGUUCGGAUUACACGAAUGCUCGAAGACUGGGUAGGAUCACCCAGAGCGAUAUUACAAAUCAAGCAGUUAGUCUGAUCACGACUGUGGACCCGUCGAUUUUUAAAAGUGUGAAAGCCAUCUGCCCUCUGAGCGCCGACGAUGCCGGCAAACUACAUCUUGUGGCCGUUACUCAGUGCGGUGUGCGACUCUUUUUCUCCACAACAUCCCUAAAUGUGCAGCACCAAUUUGGCCCUACAGUUCCUUGCAGUCCAGGCGAGAAUACAGGAUUUGGUCAGUCAGAAAUUCAACCAUCACUGUCGCCAGGGGCCGAUGCUCCUAAGGGACUCUAUCUGCUCCACGUGCGCCUACCGCCCGGCUACACCCCAAAUGCCACCACCAACAAGCCAAAGCAGGUGCAUGCCGCUCACUACACGGAAGGCACCAUGUUGAUGAUCACAACGCAGCAGCAGGAGCAGGAUCUGCUUUGGUCGGUCAGCUCGGCCCCAUCGGUUAACUUUACUUACCUGGUGGAGUCGACGGCGCUGGAGAGCCUGGAUGGAGUCGUCUGGGGAUUGGCUGAGGUGCAUGAGCCGUCGACGCCUCUGCGGAAGUCACCCUUAAACAGUGCCCGAAACUCCCGCCAAGUAGCGCUGCUCACCAACCAAGGCACACAUAUCAUAGAACUGCUCAAAAUGGUGGACGUGCUGCGGCAGAUUCUUUUGUCGUGCAAUGGUCCGCACCACGAGGAGGUGAAGAUGUUCUUCCAAUCGCAGAAUCAGCGAGAGGCGUGUGUUACGGCUCUGCUGCUGGCCACAUCGGAUAAUUAUCGUGGCGGUGACAUUGCUUUAUGGGCCACCCAGGCGUUUAUGCUGUACGGCGGAGAGCCAUGCUAUCAGCAUCAAAAGUUCCUCAACGCCAGUAACCGCAAUCUGGCUAAUCAAACACUGGGCCAAAAUACUACGAACUUAAGAGAGCGUCAACCUAUGUUUAUGUCCACGCCGAUGCCAAAUAGUGCGGCAAACAGUCCGGUUGGUUAUCCUGGAUCGCAGUUCAAUCAGCCCAUCAGUCCAAUUGGAAAUAUGCAGCCAUCACAGGCGGUUAGUAACGAGAAUUCACCAAUUGUAUUCUCGGCGAAGCACGACGGCCUAUACAUGUAUGUCUCCCGCAUGCUGCGUUCUAUUUGGCAAUUGCGUUGUGUAAAUGAGCACUUUUGCUCCAAUAUGAGUUAUAGUGAUUGUAUCUCCUUGCUAUCCGAUCUGCGAUCCUUGCGCAGCUUCCUGGAAGCGCAUUCUGUGCACGAUAUUUCCUCAUCUACCCGAGUGUCUUUUGACAGCCAUUUGGAAAGAACCAACUCAUAUAACACCAUCAUGAUGAGCAACAGUCUACUGCCAAUUCCUGAGCAACGGAUUUUGUCCGAGCAGGCUCAAGUAGAGGAAAAACGUUCGCUUUCCGCUCUCAACCUCUUUGUCAAACAUGCCUGUGAGGUUAUAUCGCUGUGGAGCAUACUUAACUCGCAUCACUUUCAGCUGAUAUGCUUGCAACUCAGUCCGGAACAUCAGAAGAUGUUGAAGUGCUGCACCUUCCGGGACCUUCUCGUCACACGUUCCGAGGUCUGCGCAUUCUUGAUCAUCUCUCUGAUCAACCUAUAUCUUAAAGAUAAGGCGGGUGUGUCCGAAGUGUCCAUGAACUUGCGGGAGAACUGCCCCAACCUUUACCGCCAUGAGGAUGACGUGACCUACAAAGCCACCGAGUUGUUAAUGAAUGCAAAGAAUUGCACUUCGGCCGCCGAAAAGGACCGAAAACUGCGAACCACUCUGCAAAUGUGCAAGGAAGCUGCUCCCACAUUGCCACUGCAUAGUAUUUGCCAGCAGUUCAUAUCAGCUGACUUCUUCGAGGGAGUGAUCGAGCUUUCUUCUGUUUGUGCCUCAAAAAGUGAUCCGGAGGAGGUUGGUGUACAUUUCUAUAACAAUGGAGAACCCGCCGAGGAUCGUGAGGGUUACACUUGCUUUGCCACAAGGAUGAACUACUACAAGGAGGUGCAACUUAUGCUGGACCAUAUCUAUCAGACUGCAUGCAACAAGUCGCACAUUCAGGAUAAAUCGCCAACUCAACUUAAAGGUACUGCCAACGCCUCCAAUUCCAAAAACGCCGCGAAGCAAACGAUUCCAAAAAUAGUCGCCCAGACCCUGCAGGUGAAGGACCCGCUCAUCCAUGUAACGCUCUACGAAUGGCUGUUGGCUCACGACAUGGUCAGUGAGCUGUUAGACGUGGUCGAGCCGUCGUUAGGAGAGUUCUUGCGACGCAGUGUGUCCCGAAACGGAGAGAAUGUCGUUCUGAUCGAUUUGCUGUGGAAGUACUACGAAAAGAAUGGCCAUCAUUCCCAGGCAGCCCAGAUAUUGGACAAUUUGGCUAUGACACGCAGUGAAAACAUAACCCUGGAGCAGCGCAUUGAGUAUUUGGUGCGGGCUGUUAUGUGUAUGCGAAAUGGCAACGUUGGCUCCUCAAUAACUAAUGGAAUAUUCCUGAAAGAGCUGGAGGAUAAGCUGGAUAUCGCACGAGUGCAAAAAGCAGUGCUGGUGGCAAUGACAGAGUUGGCUCGCGCUAAGCUGGAAGCCGCAACGGCUGUGAAGGAGCUAAACUAUUCGUUGUACGACAUAACUCAGCUUUACCAGCACUUUGCGGAGCCCUUCGACCUCUGGGAGUGCCAAUUGUCCAUACUGAACUGCUCGCAUCACAACGACCCACUUCUGAUCGAGUCCGUUUGGGGCCACAUUAUCAAUAGCGUUGUAGAUGAGCCGGGCACAACUUGUGAGCGCAGCACUAGGUUGUUCACGAAAAUCGAACUUUUGGUAAGGGAGUACGGCGAGUCUGGAGCUUGCUUUCCCUUUGCUUUUCUCAUAAGGGAACUGGAAAUUAAAGCCUGCCAACUGCGAUUGCACGAGGGAAUAGUGCCCGAAAAACUGGUGGCCAUGAAUUUGGACGUUGAACUGCUCUUGGAAUACUAUUCGAGGAUGAUUUCAAUGAACGAAAGAGUGUGGGCCAACGAAGGUAAUGAGUGGCAUUUAAUACAAUCCGCGAUACGAGUGGUCUCCCUCCUGGCAGACAACGCUCAAUCCAUUUGGUACCGUUCAAAACGACGAAUUGUUGGCAAGGCUCAAGACAUAGUGGCCGGCUGCCUGAACAUUUGCUACCAAAAGCCCGACACUAAUCGUCUUCAACAUUCGCUCAAGGAACUUCAGAGUCGGUUGCAGCGAUUGUUGGCUUGAAGCCUGUUUCCUGCGUAAAGUUAUUAUUUUAAUUAAAUUUUUGAAAAUGCUGGACUA
Drosophila yakuba is the source of this 4312-nucleotide messenger RNA. RefSeq names its product nuclear pore complex protein Nup154 (gene Nup154). The transcript is spliced from 12 exons. The record is from RefSeq and is a predicted model, not a curated record. Gene Ontology annotation, molecular function: structural constituent of nuclear pore. Gene Ontology annotation, biological process: protein import into nucleus; RNA export from nucleus; transcription-dependent tethering of RNA polymerase II gene DNA at nuclear periphery. NCBI's taxonomy places the organism in Eukaryota, Metazoa, Arthropoda, Insecta, Diptera, Drosophilidae. The coding region runs from base 161 to 4255 and encodes 1364 amino acids. Gene Ontology annotation, cellular component: nuclear pore inner ring; nuclear pore.